AUGUCUUUCAAAGGUAACUGGAAGUUCGUCAAAGGCGAGAAUGUCGAGAAGUUCAUGCUGGCCGCCGGUGCACAGGCUGAAAAGGCUAAAAUAGCCGAGAACGCUACCACCACCGUGAGCUGCGACAGGAACGGAGAUAACUUCUCAAUCAUCAUAACUGGAGAAAAGGGCAAUACCAUCGAACAGAAAUUCCAGCCAGGUGUGCCGUUCACUGAGACCUUUGCCGUAUUCGGUAAGGAGAGACAGGCAGUGGCUUCUGUGGAAGGCAACACAGUCACCAUCAAAGGCGUUGAGCCUGGUACCGUAGUGGAAACCCGCGAAGUCAACGGAGACGAGAUGGUGUUCUCUAUGAGCAAACCCGGCGUGGACAUUGUCGCUAAACGAUACUUUCAACGAGCGUAG
This is a messenger RNA of Saccoglossus kowalevskii, 402 nucleotides long. Its product is annotated as fatty acid-binding protein 2-like. Gene Ontology annotation, molecular function: lipid binding. NCBI's taxonomy places the organism in Eukaryota, Metazoa, Hemichordata, Enteropneusta, Harrimaniidae. The record is from RefSeq and is a predicted model, not a curated record.